AUGGCUAUUUCAUUCGCCCAAGGUAAGUUUACUUUAGUUUAACCUGUCACUGUAGAUCGAGGGUAAAGAAUUAUUUACUAAUGUAAGUAGAGUUUGGUUGAUUCUCUCCUGUGCUUUGAGGGUUUUCCCCCAAGCUACUACUUGGGUUUUCUUCCUCAACAAAAACUAAUCCUUAGUCCUAUAGUUGUCAAACACGUGUAUCAUGAGCCUCAGGCUCGGGUGAAUUGGGAAACGAUACCUUGUCUCUGUGUUUGAUGACGAUGUCGAUGAUUAUGAUAAUCAUGUUGAUGCAUAACUGCUAAAAAACGAAAUUCAGGUCAACCACCACAAAUAAAUGUGUGUCCAACGAAAAGUAUUACAAUGGCAUAUAUAAUAGACAUGCAUGUUUCAAAUGGAUAAACCGAUAUAUAACGAACAAGAAAUUGAAGACCUUGUCAUGCUGAAAAUCCAACUCAACUUGGGGAAGCUAAUAUGAAGUACUUGGGCGAAAAUUGUAUACAUAUUUUAGAUCUAACUGGGAGCAGCUGUGGUAAAUGCAGCUACUACAGACCAUGUGACAGGAAUCGAACCUGCAGCCCUGUGAUUCUGGUGCGGUACUCUGACCACUGAGUUAUAGAGUCCAUUGUCAUUUCAUAUGAUAGUAAAAACACGACAAGACAAAUUGUGUUUCUAUACAAUCAUUAAAUUGCAAGCGUUUGUUUGGCUGUCGUCCUCACGUUGCCGUCGUCCAUAUAUAAGCUCGACUCUAAUUGGAGUGCUGUAAAUUGUUGGAUAUAGCAGCUGGUAAUGUUGCUGCGAACUGUGCUAGAAAACGUUCAAUCUUGAAAUGUUGGUACUACUCAGGUUUAAGUGAACGAAAUAAUGCUCAAAAAGUCAAAUUCAUUCACCACCCAUUAUUUCGAUACUCCAUACUAGUGUCUUCAUCGUGAGUGAUCUUAAAUAAAAAAACUAGCUGCAUAUCCUUGAUAGUGAUACUUGACUGGUUUAUGGAAAAUUGGAAACGUUAGAUUGUGAAUGUAAUUUUUUGGGAAUUAAAAUUAUUUGUUAUGCCUGGUGGAUAUGAGCUCGUAUACUUUAAAUUCAAAGCCUGAGUAGUACCUGAUAUAUUUUCAGUGGAACAAAUGUACUUGUGGUCUUGACUUUCAAAUAUUUCUUUGUCUAGACAAAUUUUCCUGCAACUUUGAAGAUCCUAACAGUUGCCGAUGGACUCAAGAUCCCGGUGAUGAUUUCGAUUGGACCAGAAAUCAAGGAUAUGCACGUUCAUAUUUCAGUGGUCCAAUUACAGAUCAUACCAAGGGUUUGGGUAAGUGUUAUAUUCUGUCAGCUGACACCAUCACCUGCACUAUCAUCACCAUCAUUCACCAUCAUUUACCAAGUCUGAAUGCGAAACAUAACAUCACUAUUGCUGAAUUGGAUUUGGAAAUUACAAUUUUUACAGCUUCGCUGCAUAAAGAACAAGAGAAAGUAGUUUCUCAUUCUGUUCGUAUUGCUGAGAUUGAGAAACAAAUUCAAAAUUUUAUAGCAGAUAACAAUAGACAGACUGUUCAAACUGUACAUGGAAAAGUAGCCAUUAAUAUGUCGAGUCCAGAAUAUAAAUUACCAACUAACAAUGCGGAUAAAAGCAAUCAAAUUGAGGGUGUGACUUUAAACUUACAAAAAUUCCGUGUGGGAUCAAAUAUAUCUGUUGUUGAUCUUGGUCAUUUGGUAAACAGCGAAAGUUUGAAUAAUUAUUCUAAUAUAUCAAACACAAAGGAGAAUACUCUAUUAAAUAACCUCAACUAUGAAGACAACGAAUGCAUUGUCAUUGACAAUAGCACAAUCCUGCAUGAAGCCCAGUGA
Molecule: messenger RNA, 1839 nt
Organism: Paramuricea clavata
Lineage: Eukaryota; Metazoa; Cnidaria; Anthozoa; Malacalcyonacea; Plexauridae
Source: the annotation of a GenBank genome assembly